This is a messenger RNA of Photinus pyralis (common eastern firefly), 1828 nucleotides long. Its product is annotated as transcription factor Adf-1-like. Gene Ontology annotation, biological process: regulation of transcription by RNA polymerase II. Gene Ontology annotation, cellular component: nucleus; transcription regulator complex. Lineage: Eukaryota; Metazoa; Arthropoda; Insecta; Coleoptera; Lampyridae. The transcript is spliced from 3 exons. The record is from RefSeq and is a predicted model, not a curated record. The coding region runs from base 1036 to 1464 and encodes 142 amino acids.
UUCCUAAUCACUACACCGAAUAUACUAUAAAAAUAUACGGGACGUGGACAUAAGAAGUGCAGCCAUUUGAGGGUAUGCAUGCUCACAAAGCAUUACCUAACAGAACUGCAAAGUAUGUAUGAAGAACUUAUUUGAUUGACAUGGGUGUCAGAAAGUGAAUAUAAUAUUUACUGAUAAUACUACAAACUAAUACAGUCAUUUGUUAAUAAAGUAAUCGUAAAUUCAUCUUAUUUACUCCGAAGCUAUUAGAUACGGCUGAGGUUCCGAUUCUAUCUCAGCAUCAAUCCACAGUUCAUCUCUUGCUCCUCAAACUCUUAUAUUGCUGCCUAGCUGUGUACUUACGAGUUUCUUUUGUUAUAAAGUUUCCCUCCAAUAGAAUCUGAAUACAGACGUUAAACCUCUGUCUGGAGUAUUAUUGGAUAAAGGACGAGACGAGAGCACGUUUUUUUUUAAAUUCUGUUAGGAGUUAUUAUCAUGACGUGUUCUUGUCCCUCCUCACAGUUUAUCUUUCAUCUUUGAGCCGUUUUCAUAGCUCCCCUCCUGAUUAUAAUCUGUACAAGCGUCUCCACAGCUGCUGUUUGCACUGUAGCUUCUCCCCUGUUUUGCCUAAACAGAUCCAAAUAUGAUUUAAAUGUGAAACCCAGAUGACGAGAGCCCUCUAGGUAGAUUCAAUUCGAAUUCUAUAUAUGGGUAAAAUAUCAUAUGUAUCGCUUUAUACGAUUACUAGGCGUGAGUCGGUUUAACGGCUAUAAAGGCUGGUUUAUAAAAGCUGCAGUCGUAGUUCGCUUAAGUUUUCAUAUAGGCUAUACGCAGCCGCGUUUAUAAGAACCGGAUAAUCGUCGCAACUUGGCGGAGAAUUCAUGUAAAUUAAAAGUCGACGUUCCGACAAACUGGCGCAUGCGCUUGUUGUUAUUCUUUUUGAACUACUUCGAUUGUUUGACAACAGCCUGUAUUCUAUGGUUUGACCACAUGAAUGAAUUCUAACCUCGUAUUUGUGUUUACAUCGUGAAACGCGGAAGUGUUGUUAAAUUUACUAUGAACAUGGAAAUUGAUGUAAAAUUUAUAAAUCUCGUGCGAGAAAAUAAAGUGUUAUAUGACAAACGAUCGGGUAGUUAUAAAAGAACCGAUAUAAAAAAUAAGGUUUGGCAUAAAAUUGCUGUCGAAAUGAACUUUAAAACCGAUGACGAAGCUAUCAAGAAGUGGAGAGCUUUGAGAGAUAAGUUUGUCAAAGAAAGGAGAAAGAUGAAAAAUGUACCUUCAGGAGCAGGAUCGGAAGUUGAAACAUGGAGUCUGUAUCCAUAUUUAGAGUUUUUAGACGAUUUUGUCCAGCAAAGAAAGCAAUACAGCAAUCUUUCUGUUAGUCAAAAUGGACAUGAAGAGAGCCAAAGCCAAAAUGUAAGCCAAGACGUGGAUUAUCGCAGUCGGAGCACUAUUUCACGGUCUCGCAGCGAAAGCCCAAAUUAAUGUCAGGAGAUGAGACUGAAAACAAUGAAUUGUAUACUCCGAGCACAUCAGGAUCCAGAGUUGUCGGUCCAACACCAACUGUAGGAAGUCGUAAUCGAAAUACAAAUCGAACUUCAGAUGAAGUUUCGCAAAUAGAUGAUUCUAUAAAAUCAAUAGGGCAGUUCUUUGCGAAGAAAUCAUCCAACGACUCGGAUAGCGCUUUUUGCGAAUACGUCGCAUCCGAAAUGCGUAAAAUGCAUCGGCAACGUAAAAAUAACCUUAAAAAACUUAUUGUGAACUAUAUUAGCGAUUUAGUUAGCGAUAGUGAAUAAAAUGCACUUAUAUUGAAAAUACAAAUUUACAUAUCUUUAAAUCUGAUGUAGGU